UGACAAAUUUUAAUGCUACCAAUGACGAUCAGUAAUUAUACAAACAGUAGAUGAUUUGGAGCAGAUAUUUGUCAGUCUUAUAUUAAGUGAGUUCUAGUCAACAUCAUCAUCCGAGAUCAUAGUAAAGAAGCAUAAUGAGGUCGGAAAAUGUACUGCUUUUCGCUUUAAUCGCAUUGGUAUUCGUGGACCAGACUUCCGAAGCAUGGAGAAGCGAUCGACAGCCCAAAGUGAUGGGGGACAAAAUACCACAAAGUGCGCUACUACCCAAUAGGAAACCAUUACAGAACAAGAUCGUGUUGUACCACAACUACUUUCGAACGAGAGUGGUGCCGAGGGCUGCCAACAUGUUGAGGAUGAAAUGGAAUCAUGAGGUGGCCCGAUCAGCUCAGCGAUGGUCGGACGCUUGUAUGCUGUUAACCCACGACAAUGCAACCGGAAGAUUCAUUGACAACUUCGGUUCAUGCGGUCAAAACAUUUUUGUAUCAUCACAUCAAGUUCCUUGGUUAUUUGCCAUAAAAACGUGGUGGUUAGAAAAAGACAAUUUCACAUUUGGUGGCGACAAUAACGACCUAUACGUGAUAGGUCACUACACUCAAUUGGUAUGGGCAACAAGCCAUCAGGUUGGAUGCGGUUUUACCAAGUGCGAUAGAGUGGGUAACAAUAAAGGAAGAGGCUAUUACAGUUACGUGUGCAAUUAUUGCCCCAUAGGUAAUCACCCCGAAAGGCUAGGUACCCCUUACAGAAGAGGCAGACCGUGCGGAAUGUGUCGCCGCAAAUGUCACGCCAAAAAACUAUGCACGAACGCAUGUCCCGUUGCCGAUUAUUGGGCAAACUGUCGAGAGUUACACGCGGUUUGGCCGAACUGGUUGUGCGAUCGGAGCACCGAGAGAGGCGAAGAAAGGACCGAGUACUGUCAAGCAACUUGUAAAUGUAGGGGUACCAUUCGACAAUAACAUAAGUGUUUUUGAUGUAUAGCUUAUUUUUAAAUUGUAUUCCUGCCCUGUGUAAUUAAUGCAAAUGAUAUGAGGAAAUAAUUUGUAGUAUAACUUGUAGCACUUAGUAGUCUCAUUGUAGUGUACUAAUCUGCCAAAUUCGUUUGGUUUACUUAAUGUUUUGUAUGUUUUGUCAGUGAAAGCAAAAUAAUUAUUAUGCAACUUUGUAAUCUUCGUGAAAAUAAGAUAUAUUUUUGGCCUA
This is a messenger RNA of Photinus pyralis (common eastern firefly), 1194 nucleotides long. RefSeq names its product serotriflin-like. Lineage: Eukaryota; Metazoa; Arthropoda; Insecta; Coleoptera; Lampyridae. Gene Ontology annotation, cellular component: extracellular region. The record is from RefSeq and is a predicted model, not a curated record. Bases 135 to 953 code for a protein of 272 amino acids. The transcript has 6 exons.